GCCCUGCCCCUUGCGAUUCCCCUCAGUCUCCUCCUCCUCCUCCUUCUCCUUCUCCUCCUCCUCCUCGCUCGUGACAACUCAUACUCGCUUCCCCUUGAAACGUGCACCCCGACCUCUUUCCCUGUGUUGUGCUCUGAUAUUCCUAUUCCUCCUCCUCCUCCUCCUCCUUUUACUCCUCCUCUUCCUCUUCCUUCUCCUGCUCUCUUUUCUCCCUCUCUUGCCCUUGCUCUCUUUCUCUGUUUUAUCUCCCUCCCACCCAUCUGCUCCUCCCUUAUCCACGUGUUUCCCUUAAUUAUCCUCCUCCAUCCCGUGUUAUGAGAUGUCCUUUGUGAGGCAAAGCGUGUGAGGAACAGUGUGAGAUUACCACGUUACAAAAAGACAAAACAACCUGCGAGAGAGAGAGAUAUUUAUAUAUAUAUAAAACCAGACUAACAGAAAUUUUUCGGUUUUGUAUUUUUAUAUGUAUAUAUAAAUAGUAUUUUUGCUUUUGGUCACAGCCGUAUUUUUUGGGACCAGUUAUUGUAAAUAUAUAUAUUUUUUCGAUCCAAAGAUGAGUGUUUUGUCAGCGACCGCUUGAGAGAGGAAGUUUCACCACAAAAAGUGUUUUCCCUCAAAAAUAUAUAUAUGUAAAAAAAUAUAAAAAUUAUACAAAAAGGAAAGGAAAAUUUCCCACUAUAUUUUCCGUGAUUGGCAAAAUUUUGAAAUAGAAAAAAGUAGAUAGCAUAUAUGUAAAAAAAAAAAAAAAAAAGUGAAUCGGAAUGUUUUGAGAUUUUGAGUUCAAUUCUGGUAUCUAUGUGACCCAGGUCAAGCAGGAUUUUGCGAUCAUCCUGUCAUCUCUCUGUCUAUCUCUCUGCCGCUGACUUUCUUCCUCAUCUGUCCUCCUCCACACCUCGUUCGCCAGUCCGGGGAUUCCCCUCACCAAGUCCCCAUUCCUAGCGCCCUCACAGUCCGGCCCUCCCCCCUCCCUCGAGCGUCACUUGUGCUGUGAUAGAGUCCCCGAGGGUCAAGAAGGAGCUAUUGCAUCCCGGAGGAAGGACGAAAGAUAAAAGAGAAGAAGAAGAAGAGCAGGAAUUUGAUAAAAAGAGAGAGAGAGAGAAAGGAAAAUAAAAAAAAGAAAAGAGAGAUAGAAAAGAAAGGAAAAGAUAGAAAUUGAAGUACGUAGAAGAAAAAGCCACAUAAAAAAAAGGAAAGAAAGAGAGAAAUAUAACAGAACAAGUACUACACUCACACACCUACCAGGACAGCAAGCGAGCGGGACGCAGGGAAAUCCUAUUCUUUGUUUUCGCUUAGAGAAGACCAGAAGGAGGUUUAAGGAGGACGCGAGAUCUUCUACCAGGACGGCAAGAUGACCAGCACUCCCCCCCUUAGCAAGCUGCGCCUCUCCAGCUUCCUUUCCCAGAGCUUCGAGGCAGCGGCUCAAACGGUUGAAAUAUGCAAAGGUUUCCAAAAGGCUCAGCUAGAAACACGCGUGGGCCACCCGAUACUAGCGACCAGGAACUCCACCACAGCGCUGACGAAGGGCGCGGGUGCGGGAGCGGGCCCCAGCAGUACCGGCGGAGCGGGGGCGGCUGCGGCGUCAUCAGCAGGUGCGGGGGGCGUAUCCGGUGUGGCGGGGGGCGUAGCCUCAGCGACAGACGACAAGGAUGGCCAGGGGCGGGGUCUCGUGCCCGUCAACAAGAACCUGGGCAAUGUCAAGGCAGAGCACGGUGCCCAUCCCUCGAUGGCGUUUUUCCAGAACCGAUCCCUCAGCCUCGUGGAUAUGUACAUCGACACCUCCGAGCCUACUGAGAAUGUCGGCCAGAUUCAGUUCUCACUCGAGUAUAACUUCAAUGAGAUGACACUUAUACUCAGGAUUAUGCAGGCCAAGGAACUUCCAGCUAAGGACUUGAGUGGAACGAGCGAUCCUUACGUGCGGGUCACUCUCCUCCCCGACAAGAAACACAAGUUGGAGACGAAGAUCAAGCGACGAACACUCCACCCGAAGUGGCACGAGACCUUCUACUUCGAAGGGUUGUUUCGAAAGAAAAUUUUUGUCAGGGCGUCAAUGUUUCCGAUCCCGAACGCAAUAAAUGACAUCUCAUAUCCGUCUUUUCUCUCUCUCUCCACUCCCACACUCACAGAUCCGUACGUGAAAGUCUGGCUGUACUUCGGCGAGAAGCGGAUAGAGAAGAAGAAGUCCGAGGUCCAGUUCUGCACACUCAACCCCGAGUUCCACUUCAGCGUCAAGUUCGACGUGCCUUGGGAGAGGAUUAGGGAGUGUCAGCUCAACGUUACGGUGAUGGACCAUGACAAAGUUGGGAGGAACGAAGCCAUCGGCAAGAUCAUGCUGGGCAAGGCUGGCAGCGGCACUUCGGAGACCAAGCACUGGAGCGACAUGAUCACGAAGCCCCGGCAAAACGUCGUCCAGUGGCAUCGCCUCAAGCCCGAGUGAAGCGCGUGCCCUCGUGCCCCAUGCCCACCCUCCCCACCGCCCCUCCCUCCCCCCCAGCAGCGCAGGCCGACCGCCGCGGCUGGAGGGCGUCCCAUUCGCUCAAUCGAGGACACGCAUCAAGUGACAGUUUUUAAGAAAAGAUAUAUAUGACGCAGAUUGUGAGGUAGAUUAUUUUUUUUCCUUUAUUUCAUUAUUUUUCCUUCAGUCUCCCCUCCCGUCAAUGGGACGAUGAUGUUGUACAUCAGGAUACAAGGAACCGAGCGUAUCUGAUAGGCAACCACGAGCGAUGACCCCCAAAUGGUCAUCUAGCCAGUGUUACUCCCAGUAGAAUGUGAGUGCAGUGCUAGACUCUGCAACCUGCUAGACUAGGUAGGCCAUAACACUGCUCAUCGUCCCCACCGCACGCCCGACCCAGGCGACCGUCGCUGCCCCUGCCGCCCACGCCGCCGGACUGGUGACCUGACCUUGAGAAGCCCCGAGUUCUAUGUAUACAUUUAUACAUACGAGUGUGUAUGUGUAUAUGUGUGUGUGUAUUCAUGUACGCGCACACACACACACACACACACACACACACACACACACACACACACACACACACACACACACACACACACACACACACACACACACACACACACACACACACACACACACACAUUCACACAUACAGACUACCGAAAGACAACCAGUCCGGGGCGCACCAGUGCAUGGACACCUAAAAUUAUUAUAACUCAUGAAAACCAAAACCAAAACUAAAAACCAAAACGGCUCCCAUUGUCCCUGAUGCCAAAAGCGCCCCCGGGCAGAGGGGCAUCUGAGCGCUGGCGGGCGGUGUGCUGGCGACGACGAUGAACAACCUCGAGGUAGAGCAGGGAGUGCACAGCGGGCCUGGAGUGCCGCCAGUCACACUUCUUUGGUUUCGUUUCGUUUAUUAGUUUUCUUCUUUCUCUCUUUUUUUAUACUUUCAUUUUUGCUUUGAUUUUUUUAUUCGUCUUUGAUUCAUGAUGUCAGUGCGUCUGCUGGACAGUUUACGGUUCAGUUUUCUCCUUUUUAUAUUAAUCUAUGUGGCAUUUGAUUUUGAUUCUGGAAAGGAAAGCCAUAAAGUAUAUUAAUAUAUAUCAUUAUCCACAUAUGCAAUUCUGACAAAACAAAACGCUAAAGAAAUAGCCAAUAAACCUAAAAAAAAAACUGGCAUUUCUCUAGCAUAGGCUGUCCAAGUCACAAAAUAUUUUUUUCUCUCUUUCUUUUCUUAACCAUUAAGCUAUAUUUUUGUCUUGUGGAACCUAAAUUGAGUGCGGCAUAUCCACACAUCUAUGCAUUUCCAAAUUGUCGUAGCUAGCUGUGAGAGAAUGGGUUAGGACUGUGUUUUUAGAAGGCCAUUUCAACUUAAAUGUUUUUUAAAAGAAGCCCAAAUAGUGGGUCUAUUUCAUAUUGUUUGAUAGACGGUGGUAAAGUAGCUAUCGUGAAUUCUUUAUGGAAACUGUUUGUAAUGGUAAUAUAUUUUGCUUUUUUGUUAUGCGAAAAUCAUGUACAAUACACAAUUAUCUUGCCGUGAGUAUUGUUAGGGUCUCUUUGUAAUAUAUUGUAUAUGUGGCUCAAUACAUAGGGAUAUAUAUAUAAAUAUAAAUGAAUAUAUAUAUAUAUAUGAAAUAUAGUUAGUAAAAAAACAAAAUAAAAAAAUAAAGCAUAAUAUGUGAAGUGAUGAACAUUACUUGAACAAUGAUAGAGCUUCUCGUUAUAAGGCGCGAAUGGGAUGAGAAGUGAACUAGCAUUGUUCAGUCUACCACCACCUUCCCGUACAGUAGGUAGUGUAGGGCACAGCCUCGGCUUCAGUCCUGAUCCCCGACAUUUUUUUGCAAAUAGGGGAGGUGGGCGGAAGGAAAGCCAAUGAGAAAUAUAUGAUAAAUUAAGAAAGAAAGCAAAGAGUAAUAAUUAUUAUCAUUCCCUCUCCCCUUUUAUCCACCUCCUGCACCAGUGCCAACGCGCUGAUGGACGAGAUUCUAAAAUCAUGCAGGUUGAUUUUUUUUAUGUUUUUUUGUGGUGUUCAUUCCGAUGGAAACAGGGAAGAAAAUGAAGGCUUAUUUUGCCAUACUGAUCUAAUUAUAUUGGGAAAAAAUAUGGUCAUAUUUUAUUGCUAUUUAAAGAUUUGUUUAACAAAAUUCAACAGUUCGACGUACCUGUUAUACAUUGCCAUAUACAUAUAUUUUGUACAAUAUAGCAGUUCUUAUAAUCAUUCCUGUAUAAGUCUUAAUCUGACAUGUACGAUUAGAUGUGUCGCUUCAAUGACAUAUUUUGUAAUAUAUAUCAAUCAAUCAAUUAUUUAUGAAUCUUAUACUUUUGAACUUGCUCUUGUGGCAAUGUCACAAUAAAAGUAAGAAUAUUCAUCUAUUGAAAAUUGAUAUGCAUGAAAUCCAGAAGUUUGUUUGUUUGUUUAAGUGGCAAUUGGAAAUAUGUAUUUUACGAGGAAAUAAUCUUCUUUGUUAGAAUGUAAAGAUAUAAGAAAACUAGCGUUGACAUCUUUCCUUGUAAAGAUGCCGCGGUCUACAUAAAGGUGGUGACACUCUACCAACUCAUGAUUUAUUUCGUACUAUUUCAUGUCUGUAAAAGUGUGGAAGUGAGUUCUGUUCCAUACUUAUUUUGCGAACGUGAGAUCAUAUCAUGAUAUUUAUCUUCUGCAUAAGGCAUUUUUCUUAAAUCCAUUUAAAACUGUAUGGAAAAGAUAGACUUGUUUGACUGAUGAAUACAUGAGCUGAAUAAAACUUAUUAUAUUUGGGAUGCAAUUCACUCAUUCUGCAUAAAACGGACGCCUCUUCAGCCACGCGUCGUUUCCAGUAUGAUGGCAAAGAAAAAAAUACUCAGACUGAACAAUUAACAAAAAACAGUUGAUAUUCAGUUGCCUUACACAUGCAGAAGGCUGGCAUCAUUUUGAAAGCGCAGUCAAAGAAUCAAUAUUCAUGAAUCCGAUUUGGGACAGUUUCGAAACCUAUAAAAAGACGUUUUUUCGAAUCCUGUAAAAAAAAAAAAAAGGACAUUGAUUAUUCGGGGGACACCAUUAGGAUAUGAUAUUGUUUUACUUCCGGGAUUAUUGUGGAUCAGGAAACACUUCGCAGGAUUGCAAUUAAGACAAUAGUUGUGACGUCACAUUGCCUGCAAGCUGUCAGACUAUUUGCCGUUGCAAGUCAAACGGCCUCUCCAAGAACUGAGCCAAGUGUUGCCAUUCUAGGUAUGUCUCUCUCUCCUUUCUUUGCCACCACAACCUGCCUUUAUGUAACCUACCAUUCGCACAGGGCAGCUAUUGACUUUUUUUUAAGGAGCUAUUUUGCUGUUCAUAAAUGUUGUGUAAAGUAGGUAUACUUCGCUAACAGCCAACGAACUUCCUCCACUCUUAAACAUGUGAUUUGGUUUUGGAAAAAAAGGAUGAAAAUAUACAAGACCUUAACCAAACAACUGUUCUAAUUUUCGUAUCAAUCUGUAAUUGUUCCCUCUGGUGAAUAUUUUAAAGCACUCAUUUAGGGUGUAUCCAAAGAGCUGGUCUCCUGGAAUAUUGGUCGAUGUGUGUACCGUUUCUCAUAAUCUAUUUAAUGUGCAGAUUGUCCAACUGUUUUAUGUACAGCCUUGACACUCUAGGCUUUGCAAAAGGGCUUUCAAUUCGUGGGGCGCCAAAAGAGUUGGGCACUUUUGGAAGCAGUCUGGAUUUCAAUUCAUUCUGCCUAUUUUUGACAUGAGGUUCUGGCAUGAGAACUGUUACAAGAGGACCUGCGAAUUCUAAGCGCCUUCGUCAGACUGGAUGUACAAGGAUGUACUUUGAGAGACAUACAGUGUAAUCUAAUGUACAUGUUGGCCACGUCAGUUGUAGCAUGUUCGCCAGACUCCACACACUCACUGUUCUUCAUAAUCACCCAUCGCUGCCAUGCACAGCGUCGGCAUGAUACUUAUGCUGCGUGCAAGCUGGGCAGGUAGCUCGUCUGCCAUGCGCACUGUUGGCGUCUUGCAUGAUCGUUCCUUAGAAAGACUUGAGGAUCUGAGUUGCUGUAACCUUGAACUCAUGGCAGCCGUGGGACCUUAAGAAGAACGCAUUGGAGGUCUCAGCCGAAGACAAGACAGGUCAAAAUUAGGGUUGCGAGAGCGCAUGAAGCACGCGUGCGCCCUGCGGGAGCGACGGAAGGCGGCCGGGGUCGGCGUGAACGCGAGAUCCGCCCCGAAGGCAGCUCCUAGUCACCCCCAGACACUCCAGAGAGAGAAAAGGGGACACCUUUGUUCGCUGAGUCACCUCUUGGACGGUCACGCGCUGGAGACCAAGAAUCACAGACUGUGUGAGGACGGCAGCCUUCUGUACCACACCAGAGACUACUUGUACCACAUCUGGAGUCUAUGUAGGUGUGGAUACAUCUCUUACGUUCCACUUUGUGAUUUUAAUGUAAGUUCAUUGUUGAAGUUUUGAAAGCAUCACUCAGUAAAGGGUGACAAAAAUAUUAUGUAUUUAUAAACGGCCUUCCGACUUAAUAUAAAGGUCACCUUGGGAUAUUUUGUGGUACAUAGAUACCGUUGGUGGCCUGGGUGCCUCGAGGCAAACAGGGCCAUAUACUGUCGACCCAAAUGCACGAUUUUAUACAUUAAUUUUGGAUGUGCAUGAUGAAAAAAAUAUUUAUGCAGGUCGCAGAUUAAGGGUUCAUAUCGUUAAAGUGACUUUUUUGCAUGAUGAUUAUGGCUAAAUAUCUAAACAAAUUAUCGGCAAGUGUUGCUACGCCCGACACAAUAAUAGUGCCUGACUGCUAAUCCUAAAAGACAUUGGAUACAUGAUUUAUCACCUCACAUAUCCUGGUCGUUUGCCCAAGAAGCAAAACCAAAAAAAAAAAAAAAAAAAAAGAAUAAAUAAAUAAAUAAAUAAA
Molecule: messenger RNA, 7320 nt
Organism: Penaeus chinensis
Lineage: Eukaryota; Metazoa; Arthropoda; Malacostraca; Decapoda; Penaeidae
Product: synaptotagmin-7-like
Exons: 11
Coding region: 1346-2431 (361 amino acids)
Biological process (GO): vesicle fusion; regulation of calcium ion-dependent exocytosis; cellular response to calcium ion
Cellular component (GO): axon; synapse; membrane
Molecular function (GO): calcium-dependent phospholipid binding; phosphatidylserine binding; clathrin binding
Source: RefSeq, a predicted model, not a curated record